This is a messenger RNA of Arxiozyma heterogenica, 819 nucleotides long. It is a transcript of the gene HCR1, whose product is annotated as translation initiation factor eIF3 core subunit j. The transcript has a single exon. Bases 1 to 819 code for a protein of 272 amino acids. The record is from RefSeq and is a predicted model, not a curated record. Gene Ontology annotation, cellular component: eukaryotic translation initiation factor 3 complex; cytoplasm. Gene Ontology annotation, molecular function: translation initiation factor activity. Lineage: Eukaryota; Fungi; Ascomycota; Saccharomycetes; Saccharomycetales; Saccharomycetaceae.
AUGUCUUGGGACAGUGAAGCUAUUAAUGGUUCAAAUGUUAAUGCUGGUAAUGACGAUGCUUUAUUAAUGGGAUCUUGGGAUGAUGAACCAGUUAUGAAAUCUUGGGAUGCUCCAGAAGAAGUCAAGAAGGAAGAACCAAAACCUCAACUGGCCAAGAAGAAGGAUGGGAAGAAGAAUAACAACAAGACUGCCCCUGAACCAUCUAUCAGUAAAACAUUAAUGGAUUUAGAUACAUUGGAUGAAGCUACUCGUAAGGAAUUGUUGAAAAAGGCAGAAUUAGAAGCAGAUUUAAAUAAUGCUGCUGACUUAUUAGGCUCUCUUGGCAUUGCUGAGGAACACCCAAGAGAAAGAGCUGCUAGAAAACAAAGAGAGGAACAAGAAUUUUUAUUAUCUAAAAUCCCAGUUUUAACAAAGGAUACUCCAAUUGAAAACCACCCAUUAUUCCAAACUGCUGAAACUAAGAGUGACUAUCAGAAUUUAAGAAAGGCCUUAGCCACUGCUAUUGUUUCUAUGCACGAAAAAUCCUCAUUAAAUUAUUCUUCUAGUUUGGCAAUUGAUUUAAUAAGAGAUAUCUCAAAACCUAUGUCUAUAGAAUCUAUUAGACAAACUGUUGCCACAUUAAAUGUGUUGAUUAAGGAUAAGGAGAAACAAGAAAGACAGGCAAGGUUGGCUAGAGUUAAAGGUGGUACUGCAACUGGUGGUGCAGGUAAGAAGAAGGCAAAGGCAAAGACUAAUCUUGGUGGUGCAUUCAAGAAAGACCAAGAAUUUGAUUUUGACGAUGUCAAUUAUGACGAUUUUGGCGAUGAUGAUUUUAUGUAG